Molecule: messenger RNA, 1429 nt
Organism: Spirometra erinaceieuropaei
Lineage: Eukaryota; Metazoa; Platyhelminthes; Cestoda; Diphyllobothriidea; Diphyllobothriidae
Source: the annotation of a GenBank genome assembly
AUGGCUUGCAUGCUUGCCGGGGCGGACUUCAUAAAAACAUCCACUGGCAAGGAGUCAACUGUGAAUGCCACACUGCCCGUCACUGCUGUCAUGUGCCGAGCUAUUAGUGAUUUCUAUGACAACUACGGAGUGAAGGUGUGCCCGAUGUCGUGUUUUAUGACCUACUUGUACCUACCGUCUUCUUACCAUGGAAUUCGUACCAGCUUUUGGUUUACUUUCGAGAUACACUGGAUGCCCUCAUUAUUAUUGCAACUAACUUAUGGUGUCCCAUAACCCAAGCCAAUUCAUACUUUCUCCAUAGCCUUGUUAAAAGGUUAAGAACGGUAGGAAAGCGGUGAUAAGAGAGGAAAAAGAUAAGGUGCUUAAUGCAACAUAGGGUCACUGUUAUUCCAGGCUUUUUUACUGGAAAGUUUAGUGUUCUCUACUUCUCCAGUUAGGCGGCGACGUGUACCAUGCAGUCAAAUACUCUGUUUUCUCAUAAGUAUUUACGUUUUAUAGGGCGACAAUCACACAUUCUCCGAACAUAACUUACUUAUUUAAGUCGGUUUGCCCAGUGGUGGGAAGCCUCCUGCACAACCAGGGUGGUUAUGUUCGGCUUUUCACGGACGCCAGCAAACGUUCCGAAUCAGCCGGUCAUCUAAGCAACACCGAAUAUAAAAGCGAUUGACCUUAAUUGCCACAAGUGUCCUUAUCCAGGUUAACGUGUCCGUCGCCAUCGCUGACUUUUUAAUUUAGCGUUACCUACGUAACGAAGAAUGUGUGAUACUUUGCAUGUCAUUGAUAAUCGCUAGACGCGAACAUCUAUGGGGCUGUGGGGCACCAGCUGAAACUGCCAGAAACAACCUCAAUAGCAAGCCAGGUAUUGGUAGCGUAUACCUAACUAUUGAUUGUUCCACAGCUUUAAGACGUCGUCUAUGAUACCGUUAAAUAGGCCACGACGGUGUUACCUUCUCAUCCUUAUAACAUACGAACUUUCAAUUUCUACUCAAACUUACGUGCCUUUUCGCCGUUAUACUUGCUGUGGCAUUUAGAGCACACACUGUUCGUUAGUCGCUUCCUUUCGAACAUUUCUGUCAGCCUGGUCAGAUUCAUACAGAGAAGUUUUGAAAGUUUAAGAUGACAGCAUCCAAGUUCUACUGAGUCUCCGGAAGAGUUGAAUUCAGUCUGACGGAUAUGAAGAAGCUUAUUGUUUCAUAUGUUCGCUUUCUUCCUGCUAUAGGUUGGCUACAAGCCGGCGGGCGGACUAAGGACCUGGAAGGACGCCAUCUCCUUUAUUUCGGUUGUACGCGGCUACCUUGGCAAUGAUUGGUUAAACCGCGAAUACUUCCGGAUCGGUGCUAGCUCUCUGUUAGGCAGCGUCGAAGCACGGUUAUUUACCCUCUUGCACGGCGGUCGGUCGCCCUUAUCUGGCGAGUUGGCUUUCAUGUAG